GCGCCGUCACGGAGGGGCCAGCGGCGGCGACGUAGCUGCGCUCGGCACUGACCUACUAACACACAUCCCGGCGCGGCCCCGCGCCCGCCGCCCGCCGCCUCCCAGCCGCGCCCUCGCCGCCGCCCGGAGCCCGGCCCAGCCCGAGCCCAGCCGCCGGCCCGCUCCCGCCCGGCUUCUCUCCCCGCCGGCCGGCUCGCCGGCCCGAGAGCUGGAACGAACACGGCCACCUAGAAGACCCACUCCACUCGGCGGAGGCUGCCCCGGCAGGGCAGGCGGGCAAACGGGAGGAUAUGGAUGGUGUAGAGCGCAGGCUGGAGAGCAUUUGAGAGUCCCGGGGGAUAACUGCUCCCGGCUGCACAGAGAGGGCGCCGUCUCCGAUGCAGCUGAGGAAGAUGCAGGCCGUCAAGAAGGAGCAGGCCGCUCCGGACGCCGGCUGCAGCGCGGACAAGGCAGUGAUGCUCAGCGCGGCCUUGACGGAGGUCUCCGAGGACUUGUCGCCGGGAGAGGAGCUGCUCCUGGGUGAGGGGAGCGUGGGGAGAGGCAAGGCCUCCGCGUGCCGGAGGAAGCGGGAGUUCAUCCCCGACGACAAGAAAGACGCUAUGUACUGGGAGAAGCGGCGGAAAAAUAACGAGGCUGCCAAGAGGUCACGGGAGAAGCGCCGGCUGAACGACCUGGUCUUGGAGAACAAGCUGAUUGCUCUGGGAGAGGAAAACGCCACUUUGAAAGCCGAGCUGCUUUCCCUGAAACUGAAGUUUGGUUUAAUUAGCUCCACGGUGUAUGCCCAGGAGAUCCAGAAGCUCAGUAACUCUGCGGCUGUGUACUUCCAGGAUUACCAGGCCCCGGCCGGCGGGGGAGCCUUCGCAGAGGAGCCAGCGGCCAGUGGCUGCAUCUCGGUCAUCAAGCACUCCCCGCGGGGCGCGCUGGACGGCGCCGGGGGCUCCCCGGAGCACGGGCAGGAGGGCGCCACGCCGAGCCAGAGCAGCUGCCCCAGCCCCGCCGGCAAGCUGCAGGCCAUCAAGCAGGAGCCGGUGGAGCUGGAGAGCUACGCCCGUGAGCCCCGGGACGACCCCAGCGUCUACCGCACGUCCAUGUAUCAGAACUACGUGGGCAGCUCCUUCCCCAGCUACUCGCACUCCCCGCCCCUCCUGCAGGCCAGCCCGUCUUCCAGCAACUCCCCGAGGACCUCGGAGGCCGAGGACGGCGCCGUGGGCAAGUCCUCUGACGGAGAGGAUGAGCAGCAGGUCCCCAAAGGCCCCAUCCACUCUCCCCUGGAGCUGCAGCACGGACACGCCGCGGUGGUCAAAGUCCCAGAAGCCUCCGCUUUGCCGCACAAGCUCCGCAUCAAAGCCAAAGCCAUGCAGGUAAAAGUAGAGGCGCUGGACGCUGAGUUUGAGGCCGCCCACAAACUCCCCUCGCCUGUUGGCAGGACGGCCCAGAGGCAUUUCGGACUCGAGAAGCUCAGCGCCCCAAGUGCGGCCCCCCCGCCCCUCACUCCUUUCUCAGUGCAGGUGACCAACAUCCAAGACUGGUCUCUCCGGGCAGAACACUGGCAUCAGAAAGAGCUUGUGGGCAAAACUCAGAGUAGUUUCAAAACUGGAGUUGUUGAAAUGAAAGACAAUGGCUACCACGUUUCCGACCCAGAGAGCUUGUUUUUGAAGCAGGGCAUGGCAAACUUGUCUGCAGAGGUGGUCUCGCUGAAGAGACUCAUAGCCACACACCAGAUCUCUGCUUCCGACUCGGGGUGAGUUACUACUGACCCGCCUCCCGCACGGGGCGGCGCUCCUGGCCUUCGAUGCUGUGUUCUGUGCCAGGCUGAGUUCCACUGGACCCGUGACGUCAUUUCACUGUACUGUUCAUCGUCGUCUGUCAGGUCUCUUUUUCUGCACAAAUUAUUAUGAAGAUUAGAUUGUGUUAUCACCCUGCCUGUGUAUAGUCAAAUAGUCCAUGCAAAGGCUGUAUAUACUGAACAUUAUUUUUUUGUUCUAUUAUAAAGUGUGUAAGUUACCAGUUUCAAUAAAGGAUUGGUGACACACA
This is a messenger RNA of Pipistrellus kuhlii (Kuhl's pipistrelle), 2034 nucleotides long. RefSeq names its product nuclear factor, interleukin 3 regulated (gene NFIL3). Gene Ontology annotation, molecular function: DNA binding; DNA-binding transcription factor activity. Gene Ontology annotation, biological process: circadian rhythm; DNA-templated transcription; regulation of DNA-templated transcription. The coding region runs from base 378 to 1745 and encodes 455 amino acids. Lineage: Eukaryota; Metazoa; Chordata; Mammalia; Chiroptera; Vespertilionidae. The record is from RefSeq and is a predicted model, not a curated record. Gene Ontology annotation, cellular component: nucleus. The transcript is spliced from 2 exons.